Oncorhynchus kisutch (coho salmon) is the source of this 3613-nucleotide messenger RNA. RefSeq names its product serine/threonine-protein kinase PLK4. The transcript has 14 exons. Lineage: Eukaryota; Metazoa; Chordata; Actinopteri; Salmoniformes; Salmonidae. Gene Ontology annotation, biological process: protein phosphorylation. Bases 494 to 3295 code for a protein of 933 amino acids. Gene Ontology annotation, molecular function: protein binding; ATP binding; protein kinase activity. Gene Ontology annotation, cellular component: nucleus. The record is from RefSeq and is a predicted model, not a curated record.
AGCUAGUCUAGUACAAUUUAUUUUAGCUCGCUGAAGUUGCAAGAACUAGCCAAUCCGAGGCUGUUUAGUUAGCUAAAUAGCUAACUAAAUUAGCUACUGUAGUCUACAAACGUUACCAACUUUGCAGUCGGCAAUGCAGAAGAGUGACGUUAGCUGAUGGCUAAAACUAGCGGUGUUGCAGCCGAGUUGUUGUUGACUCUUGAGACGAGACAUGCCUCCCACACAGGAGGUUGGUGGCACCUUAAUUGGGGAGGACAGGCUCGUGGGAAUGGCUGGAGUGGAACGGUAUAUAAAAAAGGAUCCCAUUCCAUUUACUCCGUUCCAGCCAUAUGAGCCGUCCUCCCUUCAACAGCCUCCACCGGUGGUGCUCCCCCGCGACUUACGGCACCGGUUUAUUGUUGCCAGGUGAUUGGGACCACAACGCCUUCAUUAGCGGGAAGAGAGCCGGGAUAAUUCAAGGACAUAUGGCAAAGACGGGUGCAACGUUUGUCUGAUGGUUUUACAGUUGGCAAUGUUGGGUAGCCAGUCUGUAGCUUCCCUGACGACCAAAUGCCUGGACUUCAAAGUUCUCACACUCCUUGGUAAGGGCUCCUUUGCGUGUGUUUACCGGGCAAAGUCAGUUAACACUGGCUUGGAGGUGGCGAUCAAAAUGAUUGACAAAAAAGCCAUGCACAAAUCUGGUAUGGUCCAGCGUGUGAGUAACGAAGUGGAGAUUCAGUGUCGAUUGAAGCAUCCGUCAAUACUAGAGCUGUACACCUACUUUGAAGACAGUAAUUAUGUGUACUUGGUGUUGGAGAUAUGCCAUAAUGGAGAGAUGAGUCGAUACCUGAAAGAUAGGAAGAUGCCCUUCUCAGAGGGUGAAGCAAGGCACUUCAUGCAUCAAAUAGUGAAAGGUAUGCUGUACUUGCAUACACAUGGCAUCAUGCAUCGGGACCUGACCUUGUCCAACCUGCUUCUGUCAGGCAAUAUGAACCUUAAAAUAGCUGACUUUGGCCUGGCCACCAAGCUGAAGCUCCCCAGCGAGAAGCACUUCACCAUGUGUGGCACACCCAACUACAUCUCCCCAGAGGUGGCCACCCACAGUGCCCACGGCCUGGAGUCUGAUGUCUGGUCUCUGGGCUGCAUGUUCUACGCCUUCCUGAUGGGCCGGCCACCGUUUGACACAGACACGGUCAAGCACACCCUCAACAAGGUGGUUCUGGGGAAGUAUGACAUGCCCAGCCAUGUGUCCCAGGAGGCCCAGGACCUGAUCCAUCAGCUGCUGAGGAAGGACCCUGCGCAACGGCCCAGCCUGUCUGCCGUGCUGGAGCACCCCUUCAUGACCCAAAGCCUGCUGGCCAGGACCAAGGAGCUGAGCCUGGGGGAGCCAGGCUCCAUGGAUAGCGGCAUCGCCACCAUCUCCACAGCCUGCACCUCGUCCACGUCCGGCAGCAGCAGCAGCAGCAGCCGCCAUCUCCAGAAGAGAACCAGGCGUGUGAUGGGACCUGCCUUGCCCAAUCGCAUGAUGCCUAUCCCUACACUGCCCCGGCCGCCCAGCAACGCCUGCUUUGAGGGGGUUGAGCAGUGGCAGCAGCAGCACUCAGACAGAGUAGGCAGGAGCAGAGCUGCUCCGGGUGGGGAGAGUGGACGGCCCCACUCCAGGUACCCACGAAGGGCUCACUCCUCAGACCGGUCUAGCUCCUCUGUCACUCCAGCCCAGGAGAUGGGGCAGGCAAAGCUGGAAAGGUGCCACUCUGAGGAAAUGCUGACUGUGUCAGGGAGACUGGCCUUUCCCAUGUCCUCCAGCUACAAGGACACUCCACAACCCUUCGCAGAACAUGGAAGGCUCCCAUUGCCACCUGUCAAACAGACAGCCAGCUCAGGAUGUUCAUAUUCCACACAACCACCACGUCCACUAAACCUGCAGUUAGAGGAGUCAGAAGGUGUACAAAAUUGGUUCAGUAAAGAAGGCCCAUUUCCGAGGCCCACGGAUGUCAGCUCUCACAGCAGCAGUGGCAGUUUCCAUAGCAGCAGGGAGCCUCUAGGUGUACACAACUACUGGAGUGACAAACCAGCAGGCAGAGGGACCAGUUCUCACCACAACCAGCACCACCCCUCAAACACUGAGUCCUACUGGGAGAAUGGGCAACGAGUACAUGGGGGAGAGCUGCAGAGUCUGUCCAAACCCAAACCAAGUAUAGCAAAGGAGAAGUCCCUGAGAAAUGUGCUCCCUCCCCUGUGUGCCUACAGACUGAAACCCAUCAGACAGAAGACUAAAAACGCUGUGGUGAGCAUUCUUGAUACAGGAGAAGUGUGUAUGGAGCUUCUCAAGGGCCAGGGCCCCCAGGAGAGGGUCAAAGAGGUCCUUAGGAUAUCCUGUGAUGGUUCGAUGGUCACUAUUUACCAGCCCAAUGAGGGGAAAGGUUUUUCUGUACUAGAGCGCCCCCCUGCUCCUCCUGAGAACAUCUUGAUCUGCAGCUAUGAGGACUUACCAGAAAAAUACUGGAGGAAAUACCAGUAUGCCUCCAAGUUUGUGCUCCUGGUGAAAUCCAAGACUCCAAAGGUCACCCUCUAUACCAAGUCUGCUAAGUGUAUGCUGAUGGAGAACUCCCCCAAUGCAGACCUGGAGGUGUGCUUCUACGAUGGAGCAAAAAUCCACAAGACGUCGGAGCUGGUCCGGGUGGUGAAGAGUGGGAAGUCGUACACAGUGAAAGGGGAGGUGGGUCUGAGUGGCCUCAGCCCAGAGAGCAGGCUGUAUGUGGAGCUGUCUGACGAGGGCCACAGCAUGUGUCUGUCUCUAGAGGCGGCAAUCACUGCAGAAGAGCAGCACAGUGCCAAGAGCACUCCCUUCUUCCCCAUCACCAUCGGCAGGAGACCUGCCAACCCAGACUCCUCCUGCCCCUCGUCCCAGCCUGCCACUGCUGAUGUGGCAUCACUGCCCCAGCCCCCAUGUUUCACUCCCUCUAGGAUGUCCUAUGAAGAGUCUGACAUCACCUCAGCCAGUGUGAACAAAAACUGCUCUCCGCUGUCGGUCAAACAAGACCACACGGCCAACGCAGGGAAAGUCCUCAAGUCUGUCUUUGUGCCAAAUAUUGGUUGGGCCUCACAGCUGACCAGUGGAGAGGUGUGGGUGCAGUUCAAAGAUGGCUCCCAGCUGGUGGUGCAGGCAGGGGUUUCCUGUAUUAUCUACACGUCCCCAGAGGGACAGACCACCAGGUACAAAGAGAAUGAGAAGUUGCCAGAGCUUGUGAAGGAGAAGCUGCACUGUCUCUCCACCAUCCUCGGUCUGUUGGCCAGUCCAGCAGCACGCCGCUGAAUCAAACCUCAGCAUUGCCCCCUUGCUGUUAUAUUGACACGUCCCUGUGCAGCAGGGAGGAGAAACUCAGCCUUUAUACUGUGAUAUACAUACCUCUUUCAAAUGUGCUUGUAAAUAUGUUUAUUUUCUAUGUACAGAUGACAAAUUAUGAAGAUAUAUAUUUUGAAGUACCCAUGUUGUACAGCAUCUUGAAGUAGUUUUGUGUGUGUAAACUUGUAUUUUCUAUAUUGUCAGUUGUCGAACCAUCAUCUCCAUGAAAUGUCAGAUGCUUAAAAGCUGAAGCAAUAAACAUCUGCAGGCUGGGUAGAGUUCAGACGC